AUGGGAUAUGAAUCGGAAUACAAAUGUUUUUUUUUUUAUCCAUUUGAUACUUAUCGACCUCGAGCACGUUUUGAUCGUCUUUACUUUCGUCCAUCAAAUCAGAAUACAAAACAAUUUAAACCAGUCUAUUCUGAACUUGAAGUUUUCGAAGAAUUACCAGGAAUAAAACGUUAUUGUUCAGAUCAUUAUGCUAUUCAAGCUUAUUUCGAUAUUUUAUCAGAUAUUUUCGUUAAACGACAAUUUAUUUUUCUCUUCUAUGUUGAUAUUUUUUAUAACAAUUAA
Molecule: messenger RNA, 282 nt
Organism: Rotaria socialis
Lineage: Eukaryota; Metazoa; Rotifera; Eurotatoria; Philodinida; Philodinidae
Source: the annotation of a GenBank genome assembly